Molecule: messenger RNA, 3211 nt
Organism: Gymnodraco acuticeps
Lineage: Eukaryota; Metazoa; Chordata; Actinopteri; Perciformes; Bathydraconidae
Product: dual specificity mitogen-activated protein kinase kinase 6-like
Exons: 12
Coding region: 329-1339 (336 amino acids)
Biological process (GO): protein phosphorylation; MAPK cascade
Molecular function (GO): MAP kinase kinase activity; ATP binding
Source: RefSeq, a predicted model, not a curated record
AUACGUCAUUACGUCGUUGGAACCUUCAGCUGUCAGACUUUGGCCACCCUAAAAGUGGAGGUUUUGUUAGCAAACUAACUCGAACUGUUCAACCCGCGCAGACUUUAUUUAAAGUUGUGCAUCCAUCUGCGGAUUGAUCUUUGAACGCGCCAGCUGGUGAUUGUAGCACUGAGAUUGCACGAAGACGAACUGUUUAGUUUUAAUCGCUGCUAGUUUUUGCACAAGCCAGCGAUCCUGAGCGGGUGUAAGGCUAGAUGCAGGGAGGGAGGGAGUAAAAAAAGGCAAAAGUCUUUGUGCUUCCCUUCCCCCUCAUCAAAGCAAAGGGGAAAUGUCUCUGUCUAAAGGAGGGAAGAAGAAGAACCCUGGGCUGAAGCUGGCCAAAGAAGUGUUUGCACAGCCCCCCCCAGCAGCAGCAGCGCCGCCUAGAGAUCUUGACUCGAAAGCUUGCGUCACAAUCGGAGACCAGAACUUUGUGGUGAAGGCAGAUGACUUGGAGCAGAUUGGAGAGCUGGGCAGGGGGGCGUACGGCGUGGUCGACAAGAUGAAACAUGUGCCCAGCGGUGUUAUCAUGGCUGUCAAGAGGAUUCGUGCCACCGUCAACACGCUGGAGCAGAAGAGGCUUCUGAUGGACUUGGACAUUUCUAUGAGGACAGUGGACUGCUUCCACACCGUCACAUUCUACGGUGCCCUCUUCAGAGAGGGGGAUGUCUGGAUCUGCAUGGAGCUGAUGGACACGUCUCUGGAUAAGUUCUAUAAGAAAGUUAUCGAGAAAGGCAAAGACUUCCCAGAGGACAUCCUGGGCAAGAUCACAGUAGCAAUUGUCAAGGCAUUAGAUCAUCUGCACAGUAACCUGUCAGUGAUACACAGAGAUGUGAAGCCCUCCAAUGUUCUGAUCAACACUCAGGGCCAAGUGAAAAUGUGUGACUUCGGCAUCAGUGGCCACCUGGUCGACUCGGUGGCCAAAACAAUGGACGCAGGCUGCAAGCCCUACAUGGCGCCUGAGCGGAUCAACCCCGACCUCAACCAGAAAGGCUACAGUGUCAAGUCAGACAUAUGGAGUCUUGGUAUCACCAUGAUUGAACUGGCCAUAUUGAAAUUCCCCUACGACUCAUGGGGAACCCCGUUCCAGCAGCUCAAACAGGUGGUGGACGAGCCGUCCCCACAGCUGCCUGCCGACCGUUUCUCCCCAGAGAUGGUGGACUUCAUCUCCCAGUGCUUAAGAAAGAAGCCAAAUGAGAGACCAGCUUAUACAGAAUUAAUGCAACAUCCAUUUCUCACCCUGCAUGACUCCAAAGACACAGACGUGGCCAGUUUUGUCAAGAUCAUCCUCAAAGACUGAGGGCCCCCUCCAGGCCCCGGCCCAUCAGGCUAGGCCGGACCUGUUAGCAACCAAACCAAUGGCCUACCUUUUCUCUUUUUCUUUUUUAAAAACUCACUGGAAUGACUCUCACACACAACAGGCGGGCGACCCAAAGACUGACAGCAGCACUGGAGAGAGAGAGAGAUAGAUAGAUAGAUAGAGAGAGUGGUGGUAAUAUGAACUCAUACAGUUAAAUCCAACUGGAGAGGUUUAAUUCGCUCCUCCAAGCUUCCUGUGUGUGCAAUUAUUCAACUUGGCAAAUAGGAACUGAACCAGAUUUUUUUUUUUGCCCCACUGCCCAUUUUUAUCUCUCUCUUCAGAACGGACAGAGCCAGCCAUCAUUUCUUUGUGACACAUAUUGUAUGAAUACUUUGAAUUUCAUCUGCAAAAAACCAACAGUUAAUGUGUAUGGUGUUGUGUAUUGAAAGCUAUAUUUGCAUAUGCGUUUGUAUGUUUCUCAUUAUACAGACUUUUGAUACUGUAUAUCACCGACAAGUGUGAAUUUUACCGGACUAGGGCCUUAUUGUCAUAUCGCAUCAGCUGAACCGUACAACCGGGGUCUGUCCUGAUUGGUCAGUGCAGGGGCUGCUGUCACGGCAGCGCCAUGCUCCUGAGCUGAGACAAACAUGUAACGGUCACAUUCUGGACGGGAGGCAUUUCAUAUCAUUUCUAGAUCUAUUACAAUGUGAGGCGGGAAUGUAAAGCGCCCCGUAACACCUGAUCUGAUUGUGAUCCGGGCUGAGGCCUUUCAUGCAGUGACCCCCCCCUCCCCCUCCGUACUCGUCUUUUUUUUUGGUAUUAACGAAUCGCCUUCACUGCUGCGAUCGUUUCUACCUGAAAGUAUUCAGGGGUUACCUAACCAAGCUCACAGCUUUAUCUCUUUCUCUGUGCCAUUUUGUAAAUCGUUCUCAUGAAUUACUGCAUUAACUGUGUUUUUCCUCUUUGUUCUGGUCUUGCGUUUAGAUUUGAUUUCAGCAGCAUUUAAACGCAUCUCUUUGCCUACUGUUCUUAAUUCUGGAGUCGGCAUAGUCUUUUCAUAUGAGGCACUUACGCUUUCUUUUUUCAGAGAUAUUAUUAUGCAUUACACAGACAGUAUGUUAGGGGAAUAAUUUAUGUGUUGAAGAUGUAAAUACUAUUUCCUUUUUUAAUGUAACAUGGCACUGUCCUUACCUGGCAGUGCAGAUGAGGAGUGGUUGGUAGUAGUCAGUUUUAAUGCACACACACACACACAUUUGUACUCGGCCGGCUGACUAUUAUACACCGAUUUUGGACUGAUGUGCUGUCAGGCUAUACCGCUCAGGUUUCCUCCUUCAUGCGGAGAUGAUCCCAUUUUCUUUUUCCCCAGGUCGUACUCCAGAGCCUCUUUUCAGUCCAAGGCGGGCAGCCAUUUUCUGUUUUGUCUGACCAUACUAUGCAGAGCUUCUUCACCUCGGAUUCACUGCAAGAGGCCCUUGUCAUGUGGCAGUUUCCCCACUUCAAGUGUUCAGAGACUGUGAUGGCGGUGAAAGUGAUGACGGUCAUGCCUAGCACUCAUUGCCUCUGGUUUACACUGUAGUGCAACCUUUAUCAAAAGUCAGUGAGCUAGGAGUAUUUAUGAUUGUGAAUAAUAAGGGAAAGCUAGCAACACCACAAAGAAGCUGCUAUUUUAUUUUGUUUUUCUUUUUAGUCUGCCUUCUUUGGAUGGCCAUUCCCUUGGUGUGUAAAAGUUGUGUUUUUACGCUGGUCACAAUGAGAAUGGAACACUUGCUCUACCUCUUCCUCCUUCACUCUAUUUGCCACCUUGUCAUUGGGUGGGACUGACAAACUUGAACUAUAUGGAAAGACAAAAAAUAAAGGCUUUAUUGUUCAGUA